AUGACACAGGCCGACGCGCAGUCAGACUCUGAGCAAGGAUUGGCACGGCAAGAGAUGCAGCAAGAGGAAGACGAGCCGCCUUCAAAGAGAGCGAAACAAGAUGCGUUCGCCAAACUCAUGGCUCCCAAACCAAAAGCCGUCCCAAAACCUCCCGGCACAAGACCUCACCUCUUCAAGAACCGCAUGGCCCUCGGCGCAUACAUUGCCAGUCCGGAAUCGUAUCCCGCGUCCGUCGUCAUCUGCUACAACGCAGACUUUGUCGUCAUCCACGACAAGUUCCCCAAGGCCACCGUGCACACGCUGCUGCUGCCGCGGUCGCCCAAGCACACGCUUCUGCACCCCUUUGAGGCGCUCCGGGACGUCGAGUUUCUGGAAAAGGUCAAGGAAGAGGUGGGGAAGCUCAAGGUGCUCGUGGCGGCGGAGCUGCAGAGACGAUUGGGCUCGUUUAGCAGGGCGGAUGCCGCUCGAGAGGCUGUGCUCGAUGGCGAUGCAGAGCCAGAACCAGAAGAGGCACGAGAUGACGACGACGACAAGGGAAAAGAACCGCAGCUGCCGCCGGGGAGGGAUUGGGCGGCCGAGCUCAUGUGCGGCGUGCACGCCGUCCCCAGCAUGGGCAACCUGCACAUCCACGUGCUCUCGCGAGACAUGCACUCGCCGGCCAUGAAGCACCGCAAGCACUACAACUCCUUCACCACGCCGUUCCUGGUGGACGUGGCCGACUUCCCGCUGGACGAGGCCGACCCCAGGAUGAUCCCCAAGGACGAGGGCUACAUGAGGCGGGACUUGGUGUGCUGGCGGUGCGGGAGAAACUUUGGAAACAGGUUCAAGGAGCUCAAGGACCAUCUGGACAAGGAGUUUGACGAAUGGAAGCGGGAGUGA
Trichoderma aggressivum f. europaeum is the source of this 879-nucleotide messenger RNA. RefSeq lists its product as uncharacterized. Gene Ontology annotation, molecular function: double-stranded RNA binding; mismatched DNA binding; DNA 5'-adenosine monophosphate hydrolase activity. Bases 1 to 879 code for a protein of 292 amino acids. The transcript is spliced from 2 exons. Gene Ontology annotation, biological process: single strand break repair. Lineage: Eukaryota; Fungi; Ascomycota; Sordariomycetes; Hypocreales; Hypocreaceae. Gene Ontology annotation, cellular component: nucleus. The record is from RefSeq and is a predicted model, not a curated record.